CACUUGUUGUCGGAAUCAUUAAAUAGCAAGUUCUUACAGUACUUCCUGCAUGAGCUGGGUUUAAAUCAAUGUUUGCAUAGUACGGGCUAUGAGCGUUUGUAUUAUAAUCAACACAUUUGUUCGAUCGUUUCAAAACAAAUUAACGGAUAUCAGUGUUUACUUAACUUAAAAAUCUGUGCCAGAACUCAAUUCGUUGAUAUAAAGGCGCCAUGUUGGGAAACAUCGGAAAUGUCGUCUGCUUCAUCAUCGUCCUCAUGACGUCACACCACGUUACCGGACAGGCGCAUGACGUGGCACAGUUGAGCAAAAGGCUGACGAUCCUCAAGAAUUCCGUUGAUGACGAUAUCGGCGACAUCCGGCUCGAGAUCAUGGAUCUGAAGAUGAUUGUCGAGCAGAUUGGAGUCGGUCAGAGGAACGCUAGCGAUGGAUCCAUUAUUGGCCAUCGAAUGACAGAUAUUAAUCAAAGGGAGAUUACAGAUCUCAAGAAUAAGUUGAAUGCACAUGAAAGCCGACUGAACAGAUUAUUUAGUGCUGUCAGCGAAAUUCAAGUGGACAAUUCGGCACUUAAAAGUAAAGUCAACCAAUUGGUCGUAGAGAAAGAGGAUAAAGCAAAUGCUGAACUUCUCAGGUUGAACGCAGGGAUUGAAACAAAUUUUGACGAUAAAUUCAACGCUCUUCAAAAGAAGUUUGAAGAAACCGCAGCUGUUAUGAUGAAAGGUUACAAGGACCUUAAGACGCACGUGUUCGAUCAAACAAAUACCCUUUCCCAGUCCAUGAUCUCCGAACAAAACAAACUGAGUAUAAAGAUUGACAAGGCAAUCGUUCGACUGGAUGGUGAAGUGAACAAACUCGAAGUCAACGCAUUGGUCGAGAAAAAUGAAAGAAACGAAUUGAUGAAGAACUUUAAAGCUGAACUUCUCCAGUUGAACGCAGGCGUUGAAACGAAAUGCGACGACAGAGUCAACACUCUUCAAAAGAAGCUUAAUGAAACCGCAGCGCUGAAUAUGGCAGGUAACAAAGAUCUGGAGACGCGAAUAUCGGAUCAAAUGAAUAUCUUUUCACAGUCGCUGAUCUCCGAACAAAACAAACUGAGUAUAAAGAUUGACAAGGCAAUCGUUCGAGUGGAUGGUGAAGUGAACAAACUCCAAGUCAACGCAUUGGUCGAGAAAAAUGAAAGAAACGAAUUGAUCAAGAACUUAAAAGCUGAACUUCUCCAGUUGAACGCAGGCGUUAAUAAGAAAUGCGACGACAGAGUCAACGCUCUUCAAAACAAUUUGAGUGCGAGGAUUGACAAGGCAGAUGCUUAUAUAGUAAAACUGGACGCUUCGAUAAAAGACCUGAAAACACAUAUUGGGAAGCUACCAUUCUCAGCCAACGGGUACCUCGUGAAGAGGAUAUUCGGAAGUGACCUAAGAAAGCACAUCGAAAUCGGGUCCAGGGUCGUGCGUGGUACAGACUGGGAUCGUGGUGACACGGUAUAUUGCGCGCGCUGGAUGACUACAUUUUUCAUGAAUCAAAGCAUUUUCUCGAAAGACGGCGGGGGUCCGGGCACCGUGACUGAUGUAGACUCGGUGAACGGCAGGGUGUGGGUCGAGUGGGACAUGUACAGGGGCGUUGGCCGCGUUCAACGCAUGGGCUCCGAAGGCAAAUACGAUCUGUUUAUAUUGACGGAUGGACAAUAA
Messenger RNA from Dreissena polymorpha, 1682 nucleotides. Its product is annotated as putative leucine-rich repeat-containing protein DDB_G0290503. The transcript has 6 exons. The coding region runs from base 210 to 1682 and encodes 490 amino acids. NCBI's taxonomy places the organism in Eukaryota, Metazoa, Mollusca, Bivalvia, Myida, Dreissenidae. Gene Ontology annotation, molecular function: metal ion binding; ubiquitin-protein transferase activity. The record is from RefSeq and is a predicted model, not a curated record.